UCGACGAUUUCCCGCCCAAGCAUUCCCAGCACGGGACACUCACUACAAUUAACAGCCCCCAGUCAAUCGGAGGAUCAUCGCCGACUUCCUGGUCAAAGCUCGGCGUUCUUUCCUAGUACGGGCAUUCAACACGAUUCACUACCUUCAUCGUCGAGCGAGUCUUCGAUCAUUGUCGCCGAGCUUUUCGUCGCCGAGCUCUUUGUUGUUGAGCCAUUUAUUCUGUUCCCGCACGUAUCCCUUGACUGCUGCAACCGCCAACAAUGGCUUCGGAGCAUGCCAACAACGCCAGCCCAGCAGGAGCUGAGGCUUCAACCUUUACACUCUCGAUCAUCUCGCCAUCUUCUGGCGUUCCACCUGGACUAGCAUUCUCCGACCUGCCUCUGAACACCACCGUGAUGCAAUUGAAAGAGAGGAUUCGGGACAGCUUGGAGACAAAGCCGUCCCACCAGGUACAGCGCUUGAUUCAUAGAGGACGCUUGUUGUCUCGAGACAACGAAACCAUGCUGGAGGUAUUUGGCGAACAGACUCUUCGUUCCCCAGAUGGCAAAAUGCUCCAUCUCGUGCUCCGCGAGCUAUCCGACAGCAACCACGCAAACAUUCCCGCACCACCUGUGAGUCAAGCUGCGGCGCCAAGUCAGAGUAUAUUGGGAGCUAGAUUCAACCCUCAACCACCACAACUGCCUCAGCUCGCACCUGGUCAUAUCCACAGCCAACAUCUCUUUCAUGCGCAACCUCAGGGGCCUCAAGGGCGCCCUGUUGCAACUUGGCCUAAUGCCUCUUUCGGCCCACAGCCACCUGUUGUGGGCAUGACUGCAAACGGAUCGCCUGUCAAUGUUCCACUUGGCCUGAAUCCCCAGCAGCUUGCCCAUCAGCAACGCCAGUGGGCAGCAGCGCAGAUGGAGCACCAUAAUCGACUCCAGGAGCUCAUCAAUCACAACCAAAGGGAGAGGGCUGCCAUGGGACUCAAUGGAGCACAGGAUAGCCAUGCACCGACUCCGCAUGGUGUGGCGGGCAGUCACACUCCAGGAAGAACAGUAUCGCCUUUUCAGCCAGACGCCACUAGAACUGUCGUUCGCGAAGGAGUGGGACCUAAUGGCCAACAAUGGCGCAUCACCGUGAACGAAACCGUAUCCACCCCACAAGGAUUCCAUAGAAAUUCGCGAACCGGAUCCCCAUUCUCAGCCGUCAAUGUGCAGAACCCUUGGAGUCCACCACACGGCACUCCACCACCUCGGUCUGUUCCUUCUGGAGGACAACUUUCCGGUGCUGACGUACAAAACAUGCUAAGAAAUGCUGAUGCCAAUCAAGCAGCGACCAGAGUAAUGGCCGAUGCUAUGCGACGCAAUACAAGUACUUCUUCCUUGACGAAUCUGUCAAAUAAUCCGGCACAUCAGCCAAUACCACCUGGCGUCACAACACCUAUGGUUCCAUCGCGGACAGGCAGUGCCACUGGCACGCCAGAUCCCCUGAGAGCAGCUAGCCAGAGCAGCAAUCCGCCGACGAGUCAUCCGCAGGCUCAACCCACAUCAGGAACCCCUGAAGUCUACAUCCUGUCCUCGCCCGAAGGACCACGAGCCCUCUUGGUGCACGGUAAUCUUGGUACAUAUUAUACACCUCCGAAUCCUCCGACUGCCAGAUACCCGGUUCUGCAACGUCCGUUCCCAUUUGGAGCACAGUUCAAUAUGCCAUUGCCUCCGUUUCAACCACAGCCUGUUCAACCGCAGCAUAGAUCUCCCGUAGGAGACAUGUGGGCGGCGCCGCCACCGACUGCCAACGCUGCGCAGCAGAAUCAGGCACAGGCGCAAGCGCCAGGUCCCCAAGGUUUACCUCCGCUACCUCCCGCCCAACUACAGCAUGGGCACGCUAUUGCCCAGCACGGCAACCCACAUGUGCGGGCCAUUGCACUGGCCCAGAUCUGGCCGCAUAUUUGGAUGGUGAUGAGGCUUACACUCUUCAUAUGGUGGUUCACGUCGCCCAACUCUAGCUGGUCACGUUGGUUUACAGUCAUAUCCAUUGCGGUGACGCUGUUCCUUUUUAACGCAGGAGCCCUCACCCCAAUCGCGGAGCAUGUCUGGAACCCCAUACGAAGACAUCUCGAGCAUCUGAUGCCAUUGGCUGAUAAUCACGGCCGCAAUGCUCCACCGGCUCGAGCCGAGAAUGCCCGAGAUGCCAAUGGAAACCAGCAGCCUCCACGUCCAGAAACAAUUGCCGACAGACUGGUGCAGCAGAGACGGCAGGCGAACGCAAAUUGGCUGAUGACACAGGCCAGGCGCCUCGAACGAGCCGGGAUUCUAUUUUUGGCUAGUAUCGCACCCGGUGUCGCGGAGAGGCAUAUUGCACAGUUGGAGGCUGAAGCGAGGGCCGAACGACAACGACUUGAAGCGGCUGAAGCUGAGGCUGCUGCGGCGGAAGAGGCUGCGAGAGCACACGCGGAGAAUGGGGAGGCUGCUGAAGGCGCGACUGCACAGGAGGGCACUAAUGCGGCGCCUCCAGGUACGGAGUCGAGCAACGAGACGAGGCCUGCUGAACGGGAGGGUGGUGGUAACACGAGACCACAGGACGCGGAAGAGCCACUUAUUGCUGUGUGAAGAGGGAACUCAGAAAUAAAACAGAAAUAAACCAAGGACAAAGGAAGAAGGAAAACACUACAGUUUU
Messenger RNA from Pseudomassariella vexata, 2655 nucleotides. RefSeq lists its product as uncharacterized. The transcript is spliced from 2 exons. Gene Ontology annotation, biological process: endoplasmic reticulum unfolded protein response. Lineage: Eukaryota; Fungi; Ascomycota; Sordariomycetes; Amphisphaeriales; Pseudomassariaceae. The coding region runs from base 261 to 2588 and encodes 775 amino acids. The record is from RefSeq and is a predicted model, not a curated record.